Periophthalmus magnuspinnatus is the source of this 1441-nucleotide messenger RNA. RefSeq names its product stonustoxin subunit beta-like. The record is from RefSeq and is a predicted model, not a curated record. Lineage: Eukaryota; Metazoa; Chordata; Actinopteri; Gobiiformes; Gobiidae. The coding region runs from base 210 to 971 and encodes 253 amino acids. Gene Ontology annotation, molecular function: protein binding. The transcript is spliced from 4 exons.
AAAUGAAGAAAAUGAAACUUUCUAGAACCACAGAUAAACAAAGUUCAAGAAACAUGAGGCAGUUAGACACAUGUCCCAAUAAAACACAGGAGUGAAGUCCCUAAAUGAGACUCCAGACUCCAGUGCUGAGGACUGUGAUCUAAUGUGGGGUCCCCUGUGUCCCUCAGCAGCACCUCUGCCCUCUCACUGUCACUCAGACUGGACUGAGCAUGGAUCAGAGAGAGACCAGAGAGGACGGAGCCCCUCCCUCUAAAACCACUCACCCCCCCAGAGCUCACAGACCUGCUCCUGGGGCCAGCGCCGUCUCAUUCAAGAGUGUUCGCUCUAUGCUACGAGGUAUUAAGUUUAAAAGAGAAGCUGCUCCAGAUCUGGAGUUUGCUGGAGCUGUGAGGUUGACACCAGGACUCAGAAAGUAUUUCUGUGAUCUCACUCUGGAUCCAAACACAGCUCACAGAAAACUCAAACUGUCUGACAACAACAAGAAGGUGACACUUGUGUGGACGGAGCAGCCGUAUCCAGAUCAUCAGGACAGAUUUGACUUUUGGGCUCAGAUUCUGUGUUCCACUGGUCUGACUGGUCGCUGUUACUGGGAGGUCCAGUGGAGUGGAGAUGUUUAUAUAUCAGUGUCUUACAGAGGAAUUAGAAGAAAAGGAGCCUGUGAUGACAGUGGGUUUGGAUGGAAUGAUCAGUCCUGGAGUCUGGUCUGUUCUAAACGUGGUUUCUCUGUUUGGCAUAAUCACAAAAGCACUUACCUCCCUCAGUCCUGGUCCUCCUCUUCUGGGACAGCCUCAGUGUUUGUGGACUGUCCUGCUGGCUCUCUGUCCUUCUACACAGUCUCCUCUGACCAACUGACCCACCUCCACACCUUCAACACCACAUUCACUCACACUCUGCUCCCUGGGUUUAGUCUCUUGUCUUCUGACUCCUCAGUGUGUGUGUGUGCUCCGACACACUCACCCUCCUCUGUGUAAAAUACAACAGUCAAAUCUGUAGAAAAAUCACUCUGUAAAUGUUUUAUUUUGAUUUUAUUUGAGCAGAGAUUUCUUUUCUAAUGUGUUAUUUCCUCUAAAAGACAAACUGCAGACAUCAGCCUCACACUAGUGUCUGUACUGAACAAAUCACUGUGUUCAAUAUGAACUUUACAAACUCAUAAACAGGCACCACAUGCAGUAAGUGUACAGUCUGUAUAUGUGCUACUUUGGUCCUUGUUUGUUUGAUUGGGUUCAAUACUCCCAUAAGAAAGUAUGUUGUAUUUUUAUGUUCUGAGGCAGUGUUUUUGUCCAAUAAGAAGGAGGAGGAGACACAGUGGUGUAGACCAUAGUAAUUAGUACAUGUGGUCUUUUAUCAACCUUUCUUCAACUUGGAGAAGCCGACCGGAGCCACACCAAACAAACUAAACCACGAACUCAUAUAAAACAAUGGAAAUAUGAGUCUUAUUGUG